Messenger RNA from Saccostrea echinata, 2130 nucleotides. RefSeq lists its product as uncharacterized. Gene Ontology annotation, cellular component: external side of plasma membrane. The coding region runs from base 989 to 1756 and encodes 255 amino acids. The record is from RefSeq and is a predicted model, not a curated record. The transcript has 4 exons. Gene Ontology annotation, molecular function: carbohydrate binding. NCBI's taxonomy places the organism in Eukaryota, Metazoa, Mollusca, Bivalvia, Ostreida, Ostreidae.
UGCGUUAUCUUUUAGAGAAGGUUGGAUGAUCGUCGCGUGCUCAAAAGGACGGGAUUAUCUGACUCUCUGAUUGAGUGAAUCUGGAAUGGACGGCACUCCAAGUGUCUUCAACAUUUUCAGGCCAACAGAAAACAAUUUAAUAGCUUCCAAAGCAUCUUUUCAACUAUUUUGUAUCAAAUAUUGAAUAUAGAUAAGACGAUUCGGGUGAAAAUUGGCUUGCAGCAAUAUUCCAUAAUGUGCCGAAAGUAAUGAGACUUUCGAUAAAAGGAGCGUGCCCAGUUCUUUGAACCUGAAUUCAUGCCGUAUUUUGGAAUCUAAUAAAGACCAACAAUCCGUGCGUCAUUUUUUCUAAUCGUUAAAUAGACUGUAAAGCUGAAAUCUUUGAAUAUCGUAAUUAGGAAAGCAUUUACUGCUUUACAGCACCCAAACAAAAAUGUCACAGAGAAGGUUAGAGUUUCGACAUUAAAGGAAACGACUAUGUAAAAACACUCUGCCUCUUUCGAACUGGGCCAUUUUUUCUGACAGAGAAGAAUGGUAGAGUUAUGAUUGUCAAGGUGCUUAAUGAAAAUGAACCAUUAUCUGGGUUGAUCAGUAGUGCUCUAUCACUUUAUCUGUAAUUAUGAAUUUCCGAGAAGCCGCUGGCCUACAGUUAGAUAAAUACCGUCCUGCUGUUCUGUUUCUUUAUUCUGUUAAAUAGUUUUACACGACCCGUCACCGAAUACUGCAGCCAAAUUAUCCAAAUUACGUGUUAAAUAUAUCUGAAAAAAGUAUUCACGCGAUUAUCCUGCUGGCAUCACUUAGAUUAUGAAAAGACCUAAGAUUUCUGUAGCUUAAUAUAAUUGAUACCUUUUGAAGUCCUUGAGAAAAAUAACUUUCUAACUGUUAUCGAUCAAGGGGGUAUAAUAUGACGAUGCAUCCUUGAUUGCAGGUAUUGAGUACGAGAUUUUUCUGAAGACCUGAGCUUUAUGAAUACCGAGUCGUCCAAGAAAUGACUGCGAGACAAAAGAACAACCUCUUGAAGUGGACGGUGAAUGAAAUUGUUGUUUUUCUUCUUUCUCUGGAAUUCAAUAAGGUUGUGAUAGGGAUAGUUCCGCCUGGAGGAAUUGAGGGUUUGUGGAUCACAGAUGUGAGUCUCAACGAUAAAGUAAAGGAUGACACGUACUUAUGGAUGCGGGCACCUGUCAGUAGGAUGCAGUGUGCGUUAGAGUGCACAGCGGAUACACGCUGUCUGUCUCAUUUUUACAAAGAAACCAGCGCCACCUGCAUUGCACAAGAUGAAAAACUGGACUCCAUGACCGUUCGAAAUUCCUCUGGAUUCUUAGCCUAUGGCUUCCAAAAUCCACCGGAAUGUGGUGCUCCUUUUCUGUUUGACCGCCCUGCCAAUCUGUGUUUCUGGAGGUCAGACGUAAAGGGCAACAGAACGACAGCACAGCAAGUGUGUGGUGCAUAUGGCGGUUCAUUGGUUACCAUAGAUACAGUUGCCAAGAGAAGUGCCGUGUUGUCAUACCCCAAUUUUGCUAAUACGCCUACAGGAUGGCAACCAUCCUUUCUGAUUGAUGGAAAUGACGAAAAUCAAGAAAUGGACUUUCGGUUCAAGGAUGGAAGUCCAGUUCCUUCGACCUUUUGGUCAGGUGGCUAUCCAAGGAAUAACACGGCAGAAAAUUGCAUUCACAUUCCAACCUAUGACCCCAACGGACUUUUUAUACACUAUGAGUGCCAUAAUAGUAAUUAUUACUUUGUCUGUCAGAAGCCCUAAACUUAUUUGGGAAGGAAAAAUUUGAAGAAUAUAUACAAAGGAAAUUUAUUUAAGGGAAAACUAUAUUGUUGAAUAAUUCACUUUGCAUUGGCUUUGCUUUUUGUUUAGCCAUUAUAGUUUAUAUCAUCAUAUGCUAAGAAACUAUCUCAAUGAAUGUACUAUUACGUUAUGAUGUGAUAUGUGAUACGAUGUUACAGCAAGUUAAUGUUAGAGUACUCUAUCCAGUGAUAUUGCAAUUUUGCAUAUUAAAAACAAUGUUCAGUUGUGCAGUUUUUUUGCACUUUAUAUAGCUUAAAUACAUGGAAUGUAUUAAGAUCUUUCAAUGUCAAUGUGAAUUUGUUGAUUUAUGUUGAAAAUUGUGAAAUUCAUGUUUA